Molecule: messenger RNA, 4460 nt
Organism: Xenopus laevis (African clawed frog)
Lineage: Eukaryota; Metazoa; Chordata; Amphibia; Anura; Pipidae
Gene: tshb.S
Product: thyroid stimulating hormone beta S homeolog
Exons: 3
Coding region: 340-765 (141 amino acids)
Biological process (GO): G protein-coupled receptor signaling pathway
Cellular component (GO): extracellular region; cytoplasm
Molecular function (GO): hormone activity
Source: RefSeq, a predicted model, not a curated record
UGCUAACCGACAUGGUACAUUCAGAGCCUGCACAAGGAAGCUGAGAGUAUCAAAAUCAUUUACUUGAAAUGCUGAGGGGGUUGAAAAUGCUGAUUAAUUCAACCGAAAGUAAUUAGUGUUAAUUUGUUUUACUUUACUUUUUUCCAGCUUCUCUUCCUCAUCUGCUCCGAUUGAAUUUUCUGCUGCUAUAAUGUGAAUUUUUUAAAAAGAUAACUCACAGAUAAGGAAGCAAUAUUUUAAUGCAGAUUAAAGGCGCUCAAGGUGGAAUUAGCCAGUAGGGUAUAAAAUGUUGGGCUGCAGCUGCUUUCAUUUCUAUUGCUGUUCUCAAACUGAAUCAGAAUGGGAGCUAUUUUUGUGACAGCUUUGCUUUUCUGCAUGGCCAUUGGCCAGGCUGUCUCAGUCUGUUUUCUAACUGAAUAUACCAUGUAUGUGGAGAAGAAAGAGUGCGCUUACUGCCUUGCCAUUAAUACCACUAUUUGCUCAGGAUACUGCAUGACAAAGGAUCCAAAUCUGAAGGAAGGACUGCCUAAAAUGCUCAUGUCCCAGAAAGCCUGUUCUUACAAAGAAUAUAUCCAUAGGACAGUGACCAUUCCUGGCUGCCCAAUGCAUGUGAACCCGCUCUUUUCCUACCCUGUAGCUAUUAGCUGUGAGUGUGACAAAUGUAACACAGGCUUCACUGAUUGCAUCCAAGAUACCAUCAAAAUCAAUUACUGUACAAAACCAUUCGAGCCUCAAUAUCUCGGCUUCUCAAACUACAUUCAGUAAAAAUGUGUUUCACUUGUGAGUGGUGCAUGAAAAUAUUUAGACUAGAAACGCGGUUGUACAGAUUAUUGAACUUUCUAUGUUCCCCAUUCUUAUUCAGUGCUUUUGGGGCACAUUACCACUAACAUAGAAUAAAAUUAUUACCAAGAUUGAUUAACAUAGGUUUCUACACUGUUUUGUGGCAAAUAGUCACAACUGGUAUGAAACUUUUUUUUUUUUUUAAAUAAAAAACCUUAUUUAUGAAUGACAAGGUGCAAAGAGCUAGAAAAUGGGUGUAAAAUGUCCUGUUUUGUUUACAUACAUUGUGCACAGCUCUUUAUGCUCUUAGAAUGGAGAGUAGAGUUUUGCCUGACUCUAAACAUAACACUGUCUGCAUCUGGUAGUGCUGCAUUCAGGGUGGUAUGUGGAUGUCUCUAAGAACCCCCAAUUUAGCACUCAUACAGACAUGCAAGUUAAAGGAGAAGGAUAGGUCCAUUCUAUUGGGGGUGCCAAAUGUUAGCCCGCCCACCAAGGAUACCCCAGGCCAGUGCUCCUGUUAGCAGAAAACUGCACCGACCUGGGGUACUUGCUUAUGCGCAUUAGAAUUAAAAGCCUAACUUUAAUGAAAAAGCUUUAUCACUCUAUUGUGCUCUACUGUGCAGGCAUUUGCCACAGGAUUUUGGAGAAAGAAGAAGGGAGGAUGCUAAAUAGUGCUCUGUUUUGGGGUAUCAUUGCUCGCCUUUACAGUAAUAUGAGGCAAAGUUACAAAAUAAGGCAAAACCAUUUUAAAAAAUAAGAAUAUUCCCAAUAGGAGUUACUGUAUAUGUUGUCUUAGGAAAUCUGCCCUAUACUAUAUAAACAUUUCUGUACAAUGCUAAAGUUAGGACAAAGAUGGGGGAUGACAACUGCUUGCGGUUAACAGGAUUAUCAGGAAGAAACAAGUGCAAAGUGUAAGAUGUAUAAAACUACACAAACAAUAUAGAAUUCUAGUGGUUAGUGCACAGGUCUAAGGUCUUCUAUAAACUCCUGCAACAAAACAUCCAAAGGCAAAGCUCUAAUGAGCACGGGGAUGUCAAAGUAUAUUUUUAUUCCAUAUUUUCUCAUGUAAUAAAGAUGAAAGUUUUUGUUUCUAAAUAUUUAAAUGAGAAGGAAAGGUGCUCUUUACUAAGGGGUGCCAAAAGUUAGUGAUUGUAUUCACUUACCUUACACCCCAGGCUGGUGCUUCUAUCAGCAGAAAACUGCACUGGCCGGGAUUUUCUCCAAUGAGAAUCACAGAGAGAUCGGCUUCCUUCUUCUUCUUUCCUCCCGCGGGUGUGCAUGUGCUGUAGAGUGAAAAGCUGAACUUUAAGACGAAGAUGGGUAUUUGGUUCUACUGCACAUGCGUCUGCUCCGGGAAAUUGGUAGAAAGAAGAAGGAAGCUGAUCGAUUGAUGGUGCUCGCUGGAAUAACCCCUGGACCAUUGCAGUUUUAUGCUGAGCACCGGCCCCAGAUGUGAAGUUAGUAUUUAUAAUCAUUUGGAGUGCCUAAUUUUUGGCACCCCCAAUGAAAUAUGCAUUUCCUCCUCCUUCAAUAGUAAUAAUCUGCUUCCAGACAAGAUCAGAUUUGAGAUUGUGGGGUUACAGAUUUAUUGUUUGAAUUAUAUUCAGAUCCUGUUCCAUUCAUCUUUCAUUCAGACUAGGGGAAUUAAACCCAAGCAACCAUGUGGCAGUUUCAAAUCAAACAAUGGAACUGUAGAAGAAAAAGUUCUAAAGCAAAAGAAAUAAUAGGGAUGGUCCUAGAAUAAUUCUGAUUAAUAGUGAUGGUCCUAGAAUAAUUCUGAUUAAGCCAUUAAAAACUUACAGUAAAGGUUAAAAAGCGAAUCCCUUAAUUUGUCUUUCAUCGUUAAAUUGAAAUUUUAUAUAUAUAUAUAUAUAAAACUUUCGGAAAAAAACCCCAAAAAAAAUCUUAAUUUACAUUGAUGAUAAUUAAACAAUUGCUUGUUUCGUUGACCAUAAAUGCAUGUAUAAAGUAAAAGAAUUUACAAUAAAAUGUCUGAUUCUUAACUUAUUAAAGGGCCCAUAAGACUCGACUCGUCUUUUACAACUGCUUUUGCAGUGUCAUUUUUCCCCCUAACAAUGCAGGUUUUUUCCCCCCAGAAUACUAUUGUGGUUGUGUUCAAUGGGGGCAGUUGCAUCUGACAUAAUUGUGGCCAGUCAAAAUGAACACAAAGACACAUUCACAUGAAUGGGAUGUUUUGGAAGCUAUAAGGGACGGCAACUGGGCAAACUUAGUGCCUUUUAUUACAUAUAGAGGUAAGGAAUUGCACCAGUGCCUGUGGCAAUGGCAGGUGUAUAGUGCAACUGUGUAGGGCACAAGGGAGUCUUGUACUAAAUAUCCAUCACAGUAAACACAGGGCUGUCCAGUGUUCCCUAGUAUGUUCCCAACUACCAACCCUAUUGUAUUCAGCACAGAGUAAGGCAAAACUUGUGUUAAGUGUCCUUGUAUAAUCGUCUCUAGCCGGAAAUGGCAGUAAGCAUGCUUCACCACAUGGGGAGGUGAGAAUCCUGGAGUAGACGGCACUUGCAGGCAAAAUGUGUGCAUUUUUCUACACUUUUACAUUCUCAAUACACAGCUGUUGCAAAGUAAUUUGAGGAUCCAGAGGGAACAUGAAGCAAGUGGCUAGUAUCUUACAAACCCGGCAAAAUGAGCUGUAAGUGAUUAGACCCCCUACUUCAUCAGCUUCCAAAAUAAAUCUAAUUCAGUGAAUCAAAGAUAAAGGUUAGAUCAGCACACCCCAUCUUAAUAAUAGACAAGAGAGAAGGCCAAGGGCAUAUGGAGCGUGGGCUCUGCUGCUCUCAGCCUCCAUAUUUUUUUCAGACUUGGAGAAGCGGAUCCUCCACAUCUCCAUAAUUGUUAUUAUUAUUAACAUAUAUUUUUACAGUGCCAACAUAUUCCACAGAGCUGUAAAAUAAAGCGGUUUAUACAAAGAACAUACAGAAUUAUGUACACAGCGACCAGUAACCAAUACAAAAGGUGAAGAGGCCCCUGCCCAAAAGAGAACCACUUCUGAUUACAUGCAGGUACACAGAGCAGAGUGGAGGUUGGCCUGAAAAUGCCUGCUUUCGUGUGUGUUUGGGCCCACAUCCACCUACAGUGUGUGACUGCACAAAAGUGCAUCUUAUUCAGAUAAUUGAAGAUGGGGCACGGGGUGGAUCCCCUUCUCCCAGCCUGAAAAAAAAAAAGACACAGGUUGAGUCCAACGCUCCAUCUGUCCUUGGCCGAAAGAGUACCGAUGUAAUCACAAUUCAUAUAAUAAUAUAAAUAAUGAUAGCUUGAAGAUUUACAGUUCAUUACUGUGUCUUAACUGCAGAUGAAAAAUGGCAUUGGCAAGUAGUUGUGAUAUUAAAUAUAUGUAAUUGCUAAAAUGUAGGAAUACGGAAAACUCUGUAACAGCAAAAUGAUGUAAUCUGUAUAUCUUUGUAUCUAUUACCUGAUAUUGCUUAUGUUGCUAAACCUGAUUCUAAUGAACAAGAUACUGUUUCUCAUCCUUGCAGCCCUGUAACCAAUGAUUUAACCUGUUGAUCAGCAUGGAAAGGAUAUCACUAAGCAUGUAUAUGAGUAUUUUAUCUUUCUUGAAAUGUAUUUCUCCGCUACCUACAAGUAUUACCUAAUGCUUUUGUCUCCACAGUUCCUCUGUAAAACAUUUAGGCAAAAAUAAAGGUUUAAGUGUUGGCAUUGAA